Molecule: messenger RNA, 904 nt
Organism: Saccostrea cuccullata (small rock oyster)
Lineage: Eukaryota; Metazoa; Mollusca; Bivalvia; Ostreida; Ostreidae
Exons: 3
Coding region: 1-870 (289 amino acids)
Cellular component (GO): extracellular region
Source: RefSeq, a predicted model, not a curated record
AUGGAGAUUGACUCACAAAUGACAAGAAAAGAAAUAUCUGAACGCGUCUUCAGAAUUUUGAAAGAUAUCAGCAUUAGUCCAAAUAAAUAUAUAUACGACCUGUCCUGUGCUAACGAUUCAAGGAAAGUUAACGUUGCCGUAGAGACUGAGAUUAACUUUGACUACCAGUAUCUGUCUGACCUAGAUUCAUUAGAUAUUAAGCUCUUUGCCUAUAUUGAAUCUUAUUUAUGUACAUUCCAGAUUUACAGGCCUGAAGAAGUCGUAUUCAGUCUUGAUAGAACAAUAAAAAACACAAAUAAUUCAGAUCUUUCUAUUAAGUUUGCACAAGAAUGCCCAUUUUUCCCAAAUCAUCUCACAAAUGGAUACAUACCACAUGGAAUAGCAAAAUCUAAAUCAGGACGUUUGCUGAUCUCUCUUUGGAAUAACAAAUCGCGUGAAAAAUCUCAAGGAAAAGUUUGGAAAUUAAAUUUAGGAAGACAAAACUUUUGUGAAUACGAAUACGAUAAAAGUACUCCAUUAUUCAAAUGUCCGACGUACAUCACAGAAAAUGGUAACGGAGAAAUAUGUGUAUCGGAUGAAGGAGCUGUGGUAGUGCUGAAUGAAGUAGGAAUGCUCAGAUUCCGAUACAAAGGUCUCACCGAGGACCCGACCUUUGAUCCGUACGGAAUUUGCACGGAUUCUUCCCGAAAUAUUAUCGUUGCUGAUAUGAAGAACGAUAAAAUACACAUGAUUGACGGAGAUGGGGGAUUUGUUUGUUAUAUACAGUAUGAGAAUAUGGAGAUGCCUCGGGCUUUGUGUGUUGGUAAGGAUAACACGCUCUAUGUUAGAGAAUGGAAAUCUGGUUCGAUCAAAGUCGUAUCUCUUGCAUAAACAAAAGGUUUUUAUAGCAUAGCAAUUUAUCUAU